AUGCCACCCUCUUCUCUUUACUCAAUCCCCAAAGGCGUCUACGCAAUCCCCGAUGUUCAACUAGAUCUCCGAUCGGACGCCGAGGUAGAUGACACCAUCAAAAGUCUCCGUCCCGUUACAUCUCCCAAAAACAUCUGGUUUUUCUGGAACUCUGGCUACGAUACUUUGCACCCAUAUGCCAAGCGCAAUGUUCGAGCUUGGUAUCGUCGCUUCUCGAGGAAGGGAUGGGAGAUUCGCGUCGUUGACCUCGAUCCGAAAUCGACUGGUUACAUCGGUAGCUGGAUCGAUCUAGAGGACUCUACUGUUGUGCCCGAAGCUUUCAAGAAUGGUACUCUCGACGGCGAGUUUGCCAAGCAGCAUUACUCCGAUCUAGUGCGAUUUCCACUGCUGCUACGAUAUGGCGGCGUCUACACGGAUGUUGGGUUCAUGCAGAUUGGAGACCUCGACAGACUGUGGAAUGAGACUAUUGCAAACGCCGAUAGCCCAUAUGAAGUGCUAUCCUACAACGCUGGCGGCCCUCGCAGCUACAGCUUGUUGAAUUAUUUCAUCGCCAGUCUUCCUGGAAACGCGUUUUGGCAAGCCUGUCACGAUCUUCUCUUGAAGCUUUGGGGGGGAAAGACCAAUACCGAGGGUCUAUACAAACAUCCGCUCAUCAAGGAACUGCCGUUACUAGGACAGACCUUUACCGCAGCCGGACACGAGGAGAUCAGUCGGCGGCUUACCGACUAUAUCAUCCAAGGCCAAGUCAUCACCAUGGUCAUGAGCACUGUGGACGAAGAACGAGGCUGGGAUGGACCAGAGUACACUUCAACAAAAAUCUUUGCACCAGAGUACAUGGUCGGAAGCCAGUUGAUCAACGAAUACACAAACUGGAACGGUCCCAAGGCGUUUGAACUCAUGAGUCUCAAGCUCCCCGAACCUGGACAGCCGGAAUCGGAUGAUCAGAAGUUGGCUAGAGAAAUCGUGGAAAACUGUCUGUCAAGAAGUUUUGGGUUCAAGUUGGCGCACGGCUUGAUUGUGCAGGUUCUUGGAGAGACUCUUGGGAGCUUGUGGAGGAAGAAUGUAGAAAGUGAUGAUGUCGAGGGAACAUACGCUCACUGGUUGAGAUAUGGCAUCGAGAGGUGGAGCCAGUACGAGUUGCCCACGCCCGAGGCGUUUGAGAAGUUGGAGCCCGUGAAGAGGGGUUCACUACUGAGUUAG
Molecule: messenger RNA, 1200 nt
Organism: Fusarium falciforme
Lineage: Eukaryota; Fungi; Ascomycota; Sordariomycetes; Hypocreales; Nectriaceae
Exons: 1
Coding region: 1-1200 (399 amino acids)
Molecular function (GO): glycosyltransferase activity
Source: RefSeq, a predicted model, not a curated record